UGAGACCCCGCCGCAGGCUCCCCCGGAUUGAGACCCAGCCAUGACCUGGAGCGUCUCGGCGCGGGGCGCGCACCAGCCCGACAACACGGCCUUCACGCAGCAGCGCCUCCCGGCCUGGCAGCCGCUGCUCUCGGCCGGCAUCACGCUGCCGCUCUUCUUCUGCGCCGGCCUGGCUUUCAUCGGCCUGGGCCUGGGCCUCUUCUACUCCUCCAACGGCAUCAAGGAGCUGGAGUACGACUACACCGGCAACCCCGGCACCACCGGCAACUGCUCGCUGUGCGCCGCCGAGGGCCAGGGCCGCGCGCCGCCGCCCAACUGCUCGUGCGCCUGGUACUUCUCGCUGCCCGAGCUCUUCCCGGGCCCCGUCUACCUCUACUACGAGCUGUCCAACUUCUACCAGAACAACCGGCGCUACGGCGUGUCCCGCGACGACGCGCAGCUCAGCGGCCUGGCCAGCGCGCUGCGCCACCCGGCCAACGAGUGCGCCCCCUACCAGUUCAGCGCCACCGGGCUGCCCAUCGCGCCCUGCGGCGCCAUCGCCAACAGCCUCUUCAACGACUCCUUCUCGCUGUGGCACCAGCGCCAGCCCGGGGGACCCUACGUCGAGGUGCCCCUCGACCGCACCGCCAUCGCCUGGUGGACCGACUACCACGUCAAGUUCCGCAACCCGCCGCUGGUGAACGGCAGCCUGGCGCUGGCCUUCCGCGGCACGGCGCCACCGCCCAACUGGCACCGGCCGGUUUACGAGCUGAGUCCCGAUCCCAACAACACCGGCUUCAUCAACCAGGACUUCGUGGUGUGGAUGCGCACGGCGGCGCUGCCCACCUUCCGCAAGCUGUAUGCGCGCAUCCGUCAGGGCAACUACUCGGCCGGCCUGCCCCGGGGUGCCUACCGUGUCAACAUCACCUACAACUACCCGGUGCGCGCCUUCGGCGGCCACAAGCUCAUCAUCUUUAGCAACAUCUCGUGGAUGGGUGGGAAGAACCCUUUCCUGGGCAUCGCUUACCUGGUUGUCGGCUCCCUCUGCAUCCUCAUGGGCUUUGUCAUGCUGGUCGUCUACAUUCGCUACCAGGACCAGGACGACGACGACAAUGAUGAUGAGUGAUGCUGCUUCCCAGAGACCCUUUCCGGCUUCUCGGCCAAGCCGCUUUUAGCGGUGGCCCUUUGCUCCUUAACACAACUUUAAGCUCACUGAUCUCUUGUGUUCGAAGGGCCUAGAGAAAGGAAUCACCUGCCUCCUCUUAAGAGAUACGACACAGUUCUCAGGUUUUGGACUGUAAAAUGCCAGAUCUUGCGGCGAUUUCUCCCCAUCUCCUCUAUGGCUUACGGAGUUGACAUGUCAGGUCUUGAAAGUCGAUAGCAUUCCAGAGUGAAGGACCGGGGGAGAUUCCUGGACUGGAACUCAUUAAGACCAGCAGACAGAGGUUGGAUCCCGAUUCUGAGUCUAAGCUUCGGUUCCUUCAGUAACACGGUUUUCUGAGAGGGAGGUAUAGGUGGGGGGGAGGAAGGGUUGAGAUGGAGAGUGGUGCCCACUGAUGACCUACAGAAGCUUGGAGGAGUGGGGAAAGCGUAUUUGGUAAAAUUUAAGUCGAUGAAGAGGCACUGAGCCUCUCAGGUUCUGACCCAAGAAGGCCAAGACCGACAACCUUCACUGAAGAGUCCCUGUACCCUUGAAUUUGGGAUUCUUGAGCCAGGCUGGGUCUGGAGCACUCACCUGAUUUUAAUUUUUGUUGU
Messenger RNA from Peromyscus eremicus (cactus mouse), 1734 nucleotides. It is a transcript of the gene Cdc50b, whose product is annotated as transmembrane protein 30B. NCBI's taxonomy places the organism in Eukaryota, Metazoa, Chordata, Mammalia, Rodentia, Cricetidae. The record is from RefSeq and is a predicted model, not a curated record. Gene Ontology annotation, cellular component: endoplasmic reticulum; plasma membrane; Golgi apparatus. The coding region runs from base 41 to 1105 and encodes 354 amino acids. Gene Ontology annotation, biological process: phospholipid translocation. The transcript has a single exon.